GCCCGUCUCGGACUUAACCCAACGGGCUGCGCCGCUGCGGAGGUAGCGUUCGCUGACUUUAGCUUGCUUGGGACAGGCAAGAUUAGAAAUCCAGAGAAUUCACCUUUUCGUGUGAACAAGUUAUAUCAAGUCUCCUCCUCACCUUGUUUCGCUGUUUGGUGUUCCCAUCCAAUCCUUCUUUUUUUGUUCCCCCAUACCCCGCACGUUCGUGAAAGGCAAACCUCGAGCGGCCAGCACCACAAAUUCUUCCCAAUGACGGUCCAGGAGCCUCAAGAUUCCGGCGGUGGUCAACCUCCCGCAGCAGAGGCUUUGGAUAAUGACAAGACCCGGCAUGCCAAUUCCACUGCAGGCAAAAGCCUCGAGGAUGUUACAACCAAGAUCAAGCGGGAAGAAGUCGUCUUUGUCCUGCGCACGCCCGGGGAUAAAACCAGCGGGUAUCUGACCUACUCCCUCGCCGAAGGUUCAACAUCUGACGGAGAGAAACCCUUCGACUUCAAGAUUGUGCAAUGUGAACAGCACCAGCUCCCGGAGGAUCUAUCAGGCUUUGUCCUUAACCAGGGCAGCCUCCCGCCAGCUCAUCUGAGCCCACCGCAUGAGGUGCAUGUCGUGGUAUCAACCCAUUCGGGGCUUCAACUGGGACAGGGCUUUUACCAGACCGUGCUGCGCCCAUUGUUAGGGGCUGUCGGUCUAGAGCCGAGAGAGGCCCAGGAUGGAGGAGGGUACCAAGUAACCGUGACGGAGAGCGCAGACACCAUCCGGGACUUUGCGCAGAAGCUUGGGAGAAAUAACAAGGCGGCAGCGAAAACCGUCAUCCUACUGUCCGGCGACGGAGGCGUGACCGAUUUCCUGAACGGCCAGGACCGCAGCCCCCCACCGCCAAACAACUCCCUCCUCCCAACCAUCGCGUUGCUCCCCCUAGGCACAGGCAACGCCCUCUUCCACUCGCUCCACAAACCCCUCUACACCACCACCACCACCGACAGCAGCAACCCCGCCCCCUCGCCCCUCGUCCUCAGCCUACGCACCCUCUUCCAGGGCACGCCCUCGCCACUCCCCACCUUCUGCGCAUCCUUCUCCCUCGGCGCGAAGCUGAUCUCCGCCCCAACCGAGGCCGACGACGACGCCGCAACCAACCCUACCCCCGAUACCAUCCCCUCGAACACUCCAGGCAACACUACCGACAACACCACCACCGAUACCACCCCCUCACAAACCCCAAACCCCCCAGAAGCCCCAACCGCAAUCCCAACAGACGCACCCACCACCCCCAAGACGCCAGUCACGCACCUGAUCGGCGCCGUCGUCGCGUCCUACGGCUUCCACGCCAGCCUGGUGUGGGAGAGCGACACGCCGGCGUACCGCGUGCACGGCGCUAAGCGCUUCGCCAUGGCGGCGGGGGGGCUGCUUAAGCUGGGGCAUGUUUAUGAGGUGGGGGUUGAUGUUGUUCGGUCUACUGACUCUACUCAGAGUGAGUUUGUGGGGCUUGCGCCGGGGGGUUGGAAGGGAGUUGGGGGCGAGGGGGGUGAGGGUGGUGAGGGUGAGGGUGAAGGGAGUGAUGGUAAGGGUGAAGGGGGUGAGGGUAAAAAGGGCAAAGGAUUCAACUACGUCCUCGCAACACUCGUGUCGAACCUCGAAAAGACGUUUGCCAUCUCCCCCGAGAGCCAACCACUAGACGGGCGGCUGCGGCUGGUGCAUUUUGGGGAUGUCGGCGGGGCCAAGACGAUGGAGAUUAUGAUGGCUGCGUACCGCGAGGGGGAGCACGUCGGGAUGCCCGAGGUGGGGUACGAGGAUGUGGAAGAGUUGAGGGUGACGGUUGCGGAGGAGGAUCCGAGGUGGCGCAAGGUUUGUGUUGAUGGGAGUAUUGUCGAGUUGGAGAAGGGCGGGUGGAUGAGGGUUAAGAGGGAACAGAGGGAGAGGGUGAGGGUUUUGGUUGACGCGGGCAUUGCACACUGAUGAGAUUCACUGAAUUGAUAUACAGGUUCUAG
Messenger RNA from Chaetomium fimeti, 1985 nucleotides. Its product is annotated as ATP-NAD kinase-like domain-containing protein. Gene Ontology annotation, molecular function: lipid kinase activity. The record is from RefSeq and is a predicted model, not a curated record. Gene Ontology annotation, biological process: sphingosine biosynthetic process; phosphorylation. Gene Ontology annotation, cellular component: intracellular membrane-bounded organelle; membrane; cytoplasm. The coding region runs from base 253 to 1953 and encodes 566 amino acids. The transcript has a single exon. Lineage: Eukaryota; Fungi; Ascomycota; Sordariomycetes; Sordariales; Chaetomiaceae.